Oikopleura dioica is the source of this 3516-nucleotide messenger RNA. The record is from the annotation of a GenBank genome assembly. NCBI's taxonomy places the organism in Eukaryota, Metazoa, Chordata, Appendicularia, Copelata, Oikopleuridae.
AUGAGACCGCCAGAAGAAGAUUCCGCCCUUUCCGGCGUUGAUUUGAGCCAUUUGACGGAAGAAGAAAGACAGAUUAUCAUGUCUGUCACGAUGAGAGCGACUCAAGUGGAUCAAGAUAGAGAAGAAAAGAUCAGAGAGCUGGAAGAAGAAAUCGCAUCGAAGGAAAAGAUAAAAAGCGCCGACAACAAGCCAAAUAACGUAAACAAAUGCCAAUGCGGCUUACCCUCAAAUACCCGAUGUGCCUCCUGUCCAGACUCGAUCUGCCCGAAGUGCGCGAAAAUCUCCAAUGGAAAGAAAAUCUGCAAUCUUUGCCUAAAACGAAACGAUUUGGUCGCUCAGUCGAAUGAAUGGAUCAAGAAGCCGGGGCAAAUGAAGAGCUCGCAAAGCGACGUUCCGAAGAUGAAGACGGAUCAAGAUUUUCCAUCGACUCAGAGACGGACAAAUAGUCUUCACGGAAUGAACAACGCUAGAACUCCUCCUGGAAAUCCGCAAAAUUUGAAACCGACAAAUCCAAGCCCAAAUCCUCGUCCGCCUAAUCCAGGACUACCGGGUCAACAAGCAUCCCUGCAAAAGCCUAAGCCACUCCCCCGAGGGCGCUCGAUUGACAAGACGAACGAAAAUCCGAGCAAACCGGCUGAUCCGCAUUCUCAAGGGCAGCCUCCCGCGACCACGAGUAAAGUAAACCAGCAACAAAGUGAGUUGAAGAAGGAGACAACUAGUCAACCCGCCACAAAACCGCAGAACCCUCAACCCGCACCGUCGAACUCACCUCAACCACCGAGCAUUUUUAAGAGGCAACCGAGUUCGGGAAGCAUUGCUGGGCCUCCUCAGCCGCGAUCACAAGUUGCAAGUAGGCCACAACAAAAUCAAAAAGACAGUCAAAGAACAAGUUCCCAACCACCUCAGCCAAAAGCUAGCCAGCAGUCUCAACAGCCUAAUCAGCGAAAUCAGCCUCCUCAACAACGUCCUCCAGCGAGUCAACAACCAGCACCACGCCAGCAACCGCAGCGAGGAGGACAACAACAGCAGCCUCAGAAUCGAACUGUUCAGAAACCGCCGGAGCCCCAACCAAAAUCGAUCUUUAGCAGUAUUUUUGGAAGCGACCCGAUUCCAGCUAAUCCGCCUCCAAAGACUCAAGCUCCCCAAAACCGACCUCAAAAUCGAGCUCAAAAACAACCACCAAAAGAACCUUCAAAGCAAAUCUCGUCAUCGUCACUAUUCGAGCAAAGCAGUCUUCCUACAUUCGACUUGAUGCCGAGAAAAUCCGCCUCAGUAAGUUCGAACAUGGCAGAUUCUCAAGCUCCGGUUGGUCCCCCUGGGAAUUUGAAGAUAGAUGAGAAGAUCAAGCCGCCGAAUUACGACUUGUCGCCGCGUAAAGCAAAAUCAAUUGUUCCAAAGUCAAGUCAGCUCUCUUCACCUUCUCCAGGGCCAAAGAGCAUAUUCGAUACCCAGCCACCUUCAGUUCAGAGCAGCAAGUCUACGGAGCAAAAUCCUGUGAAAAUUGAUAGCAGCGCCGAUAAUCUGACGGAGAAGAAUAUUGACAAGAAAGCAGAGGCAUUGUCAAUCGUAUCAGAAAUCGAGAAAAUGAAGCAAACCGAAAAUCAGAGAAUGAAAUCCAAUUCUGGGCCUCAAAAACUCGGUCCCGCUGAAACAGGCUCCCUCAAAGACCACAAAGAAGCUCAAUUGAACAAAUUUAAUUCGAGAAUUUCCAACCAGCCGGUUUUCCCGCCCAACUAUUUAGAAUUCGACAGUUCUGAUUCAUCCCUCGGCUGUGACGAAGAUCUUGCGCUGCGAAAACGCGAAUUUUGUGAUUUUCCCGAGCCGAUGAAAAAGCUCGAGAGUCCAAAAAUUGGCGAGAAUAUGAGCGUUCUCGAGAUGGCGAGGCAGUUCAAUGAGAAUGACGAUUCUUUGCCCAGCUCUAGAAACGCAUUCCGGCACUUUGAUUUCGAGGACGAUGGAGAAGGGGAUUUCGAGAACUUCGGAAUGUCUUCUUCAUCGACUUUGUCAACAAAAGCAACUUACAGUGGGCCUCUUCCUCUGAGUCAUACUCUGCCAAAGUCGCAGUUCGACGUUCCUGUGUCAAAGAAAUACGACCAGUUUGGACGGCGAAAAUCCGACGACGAGGCUAAACCAAUCAAUGUCGCCAGUCACGAAUCGCUGAGGAAAACUGAGUCCCAACCGUUAGGAGGAAGCGCUGAUGCCUUGGACAAAGUGGCCCAGAGAGCGACGACCUCCUCCUCAAUGGUGAUGAAAAGGACAACUUCAUUUGAAGCACUCAAGGCAGUGGAUAGUUCAUACGGAUCCAUGAAACGAUCGUCUUCUCGAAAAAAGGACCUGACAGUCAUUGACCCUUCAAGCAUGGCGAUAACAAAACGAGGUGGCGCUGCUGACCCAGAUACUCCAAUCAAACGAGAUUCCCUGACUGGCACGCUUUCGAAAUGCCUAUUUUGCGGAAAAGGAGCGAUGGAAAAAGACUCUGAGUAUUCAAGCUCGCGAAGUAAUUUGAACAAAAUCGGAGCAGUUGCGAGAUCAAGUAUCGCGAUCCAAGUCCAGCCGGUUUCGCGAUCGAGUUUCACACAAGUCCAGGCUCAGCGAUUUUCGGAAGCAACGCAGACUUACCGCUCGUACGGAAUCGAUCAAGCAAUUCAAGUGCAAAUGUUGUCCGGCCAAUCGCAGCAACCGAUGGUUUCUCAGCCGCGAGUAGCCGAGCCACAAGCGCUUCAAAUAAAUCGAGCUCAAGGCGAGAGCGUUCCUCGGCGACAACGAGGACGACAUUUUUCAGCGCGCUCGAAUCGGUCCCGUUCAAGUUCGAAUUCGCGCGUUUCUCGUAGAUCAUCCGUUUAUUCUGAUAAUGAGGCGACUGAGGAGCUGAGCAAUUGUGUCCGAGAUCUUGUUCAGGAAGUGAGGGAACUUGUCAAUAUUUCAAGAGAUCCAAGUCCGAUUCAAAAUCACAGAUACGACCAACCUCAAAUGUCACCGAGUUUUCCGCAGCAAAACGCUCAGCAACAACAGCCAUUUCAACAAUCUCAGCCAGUAUUUCAGCCGAUAAUCCAGCCCCAAGUUAUCCCACAAAUGAUUCCAAUUCCUCAGCCUUAUCCGAUCUCUUACCCAUCGCAUCCACCACCGCCAGCACAUGUUACUUAUUAUUCCUCCCCGCUCAACCCUCAAAAUAACCACCCUCCAGUACACAAUCCCAACUUGCAGCCACAAUUUCAUGUUCUCCAACGUCCCGAUUCCCGACGCCGUCUUCCGGAACCACCAGCUGGUGUCGCUCCUGUUACACUCCAGCCGAUUGGUCAAGCGAAUGCUCUAGAACUGGAACAUCGCAUGCUAUCAAUAAAGCAACGCGUCGAAGCUCUGGAUAAAGAAGAAAAAGAGCUGGAUCACCGACUGAAGGAACUUCAACGAAAAUCGUGCACUGACCAAGGAAGAAGUCUGCAUGGAUAUGCAUAUCAGGAUAAACAUGAAGCGAGAUCAAGUCUGCCAGAAGCUCAACAAGAUCACAGAUUCCAAUAA